UUUCUCCAAUUUCCAUCAUAAAUAUUAAUUGAAACUAUAAUACACGGAAGAGUGAAGUAAAAGAACAAAAUAACAAUGAAGGAUAAGUUCUUUCUAAUUCUAGUUUUCUAUGCAUUCUCAUCACUAUUCCACGUAGAAGCAGACAGUGAGUUUGUGAAAACAAGAGGAGUGCAACUUAUGCUAAACGGAAGCCCCUAUUAUGCAAAUGGUUUUAAUGCAUAUUGGUUAAUGUAUGUUGCUUCUGAUCCAUCUCAAAGAAACAAGGUUUCAUCAACGUUUCAAGAGGCUUCAAAUCAUGGACUUAACAUAGCAAGAACUUGGGCUUUUAGUGAUGGUGGUUAUAAACCACUACAAUACUCUCCUGGAUCCUACAAUGAGGACAUGUUCCAGGGAUUGGACUUUGUAAUAGCUGAAGCAAGAAGAUAUGGGAUCAAAGUGGUUUUGAGUUUAGUGAACAAUUAUGAGAAUUUUGGAGGAAAGAAACAAUAUGUGGAAUGGGCAAGGAGUCAGGGUCAGUCCAUAAAUUCUGAAGAUGAUUUCUUCACGAAUCCUAUAGUGAAGGGAUACUAUAAAAAUCACAUCAAGAGUGUGGUUACAAGACGUAACAGCCUAAGUGGAGUUGCUUACAAAGAUGAUCCUACAAUAAUGGCUUGGGAGCUUAUGAAUGAGAUUAGAUGCCCUUCAGAUCACUCAGGAAAUUCAGUUCAGGGUUGGAUUAAUGAGAUGGCAUCUUACUUGAAAUCCAUUGAUGGAAACCACUUACUUGAAGCUGGUUUGGAGGGUUUCUACGGGCAAUUAAAGGCAGAGUCUAACCCUAACUUUCAAGUAGGAACCGAUUUCAUUGCAAACAACCAAAUUCCCACCAUCGAUUUUGCAACACUACACUCCUACCCAGAUCAAUGGUUAUCAAAUUCAGGCUAUGAAGACCAAAUAUCUUUCUUAGGUAGCUGGCUCAAUGAACACAUCCAAGAUGCACAGAACAUCCUUCACAAGCCCCUUCUAUUUGCUGAGUUUGGCAUUUCCACUUACAACUCAACACUGAGAGAUCAGUUUUUCAAUACGGUAUUUUCCGCGAUAUAUUCAUCAGCAAGUGGUGGUGGGGCUGCUGCCGGUGGCUUAUUUUGGCAACUUCUUGCUAAAUGGAUGGAUUCUUUCCGAGAUGGUUACGAGGUGGUCUUAGGUGAGAGCCCCUCGACAGCUACUUUGAUUGCUCAAGAGUCUCAAAAACUAAACCGAAUUCGCAAGAUGUAUGCCCGGCUCAGAAACAUUGACAAGUGGAACAAAUCAAAGGGAAAUUAGAAGGUUACAAUGGCAUGCUCGUGCCAAGGGAGGGAACUGACUCAUACAAGUGUCCUAUAAAUGUUCUCUAAGUUUAACUGUCUCUACACCUGUUGCACUAUACAGCAACUGUAAGAAAUCCAAAGUAAUACUCAACAAUCAACAUAUAUGUAACGACUGAUAGAAAUAAGAUAUAGUUAUCAGUGAUAUUUAUAUUCAGAAACUGAUGAUAUGUUUUUAUUUGGAAAAUAGCUUGUUACAAGCAAGUAUUCGACUUUGUAAGUGUCUGCAAGUUAACUAUUGUACUCAAGAUUUAUGUCUAACUCU
Cicer arietinum (chickpea) is the source of this 1605-nucleotide messenger RNA. RefSeq names its product mannan endo-1,4-beta-mannosidase 7-like. Lineage: Eukaryota; Viridiplantae; Streptophyta; Magnoliopsida; Fabales; Fabaceae. The record is from RefSeq and is a predicted model, not a curated record. Gene Ontology annotation, molecular function: mannan endo-1,4-beta-mannosidase activity.